GAAAGGGCAGUGGGGGGUGGCCGGCUGGACGGUUCAGGAGGGCUCUGCGGACUGGGUCGCCGGCGCUGGGACACCCUGAAAGCGGAGCGGCGGGGCGCCCGGAGGUGAAGGGGUUGCGCCCUUCCGGCCUAGUCAUGCUCGGUUGGAGGCUGCUGGCUCGGACCGGCGCCCGGGUGCUGGACCGCGGCGCGGGCGGCCUGGGCGCUGCCCGGGGCUCGGAGAACAGAACAGACAUCUGGCUUUUGGUUAGAAGUCUUCAUGGCAAGAGUGGUACUUGGUGGGAUGAGCAUCUUUCUGAAGAAAAUGUUCCCUUUGUUAAGCAGUUGGUCUCUGAUGAAAAUAAAGCCCAAGUAGCAAGUAAACUCUGUCCUCUGAAAGAUGAGCCGUGGCCUAUACAUCCUUGGGAACCAGGUUCCUCUAGAGUAGGCCUUAUUGCAAUGAAGUUAGGCAUGAUGCCCUUAUGGACCAAAGAUGGUCAGAAGCAUGUGGUCACAUUACUUCAGGUACGAGACUGUCACGUCCUAAAAUAUACUCCAAAGGAAAAUCAUAAUGGAAAAAUGGCAGCCCUGACUGUAGGAGGAAAAACUGUAUCACGUUUCCAUGUAAGGGCGCACUUUCAUUCCUAGAAUAGUGCAUUUCACUAGUUUUAGACCUGAAUUCUUUGAGAUUCUGAAUUCUUUUAAGUUUUGAGGAUAUCCCAUAGCCACAGACUUGUCCAGGAGGUGAACUGUGGAUUUGGAGGGAGGCAGUCUGAUAGAGCUACUGACCGCAGGAGUCUGGGAGACUUUGAGUUUGCUGUCUGGAACACUGUCUGGAACAAGUAACUUCACCUUCUAAGCUUCAGUAUUUGCCCAGAUGUAAAAUGUGGAUAAAAAUACUACUUACCUAAUAAGAGGUUUGGUACCAGGGUUACGUGAGACUUUUCACAUGUGCCUGGCAUGUAACAGACACUCAAAAGAUGGUAGCUAUUUGAUUAUUUUGUGGUUGUUUUAUGUUUAUUUUCAUUUUUUUUUCUAAAUUGUCUCAACUCUUGACUCCAACAGCAUGUGAGGAUUAAUUUUUCAUAUAUUAGAAGUUUUCAGUGUUGGGAAGAAAGCUGUGUAUGAAGUCACAUCAGAUUUUUCUGAAUAAAGUGUAUUUCCCAAGUAGAAUACUAAUAGAAUGCUGAGUUUGUAGUUUAAAUGUGAAAAAAAGUCUGCACAAUUAGUAUUUUGGGGGGGUUGGGGAUGACUGAAAGCAGAGAAUGCCUUUCUAGAAAUGGUGAUGGUUUUCACUAAUGGCUGCUAAAACAUCUUUAGGUUUACUAAAAUGUUGCUUGUCUCUAGAUUAACAUUUUUCCAUUAUAAAUUAUUUAUGAAAUGAACAUGAAUGAAAGUUAGGAGACAACCUGUUCUGUGCAGCUGUCAAAACUAACAAGUGUUUAUCGAUUGCCUCCUAUUUCCUUGUCAUAGUUAACUUUUGAGCACUUAUUACAUGCUGGGUAUGUAGGCAUUAAGUCUUUUACAUUUAUUAACUUACUUUUUCAGACUCUAAAGAUAACGAAGUUAAGUAACUCCCUCAGGGACACCCACCAAUAAGAGGUAGAGUGACAGACUCUGAAAGCCUUACUUUGUUAAUUGUGUCUUGAUAUCCACCCUUUGGGAAUACAUAGGGAAGGUGGACUAAUAAAUUGACUAUCUCAACACAGUACUAUAAGUGCAACAAGCACAUUGGCCAAUUCUGCUUGUGGGAAUCCUAGGAGGUUUCACAGGGAGGAGACCAGAAAGGAGGGUGGGUGCUAAAGGCAUGCCAGGCAGAGUGGGCUCUGCAGAAGCAGAUGCAUGGAAGAGCAUUGGUGCUUGGAAAGAGAAGGGCCGUAUGUCUGGAUCUUAGUGUGCAGUCGGGGAGAAUGUGAUAAAGGUGUGACAGGUGGGGUUGUCAGGAUGGAGGGCUAACAAGUUUAGACCUCAUCAUGUAAACUUUGAGGAACUUUCUGAAUUCUUUAACCAGGGCAGUGGUCAAAUUGUUAUCAUGGUUAACUAAAUUAGAAGAUGCCAGGUGCAGGGAGGACGUUUAGGAGGUUGUUUUAAGCCCUCAGGGAGAGUUGAUAAAAGUCUUUUGCCCCAGAGCAGUUGCAUUGGGCUUGGAAGAGGCAGGGAUUAUAAAAAACCAGGUGAGUGUGAGUGUGUGGGAAGAGAACCCAGCAGGUCAGUGCUCAUGCCAUGACUUGGGACAGGGACAAGGAAAGGGAUGCUUUGGAGGAAAGACGUGUUUAAAGUGUUUAAGAAAAUCCAGGUGGAAUUGUCCUAUAAGUAUAUACUGAUCAGCAAAUUGGCGCUGAUUGGAGUCCUGUGGUUUAAUAGGCCUAUCUCGUAAGUAUUAGAGGACUUAGCUAUUUUUGCAUAUUAUGGUAGUAUAGUUAGUUUAUUUUUCAUUAAGCCUUCAUAGUAAUAUCUGCUAUUCCUGACAGAUUAUUGCCUAAUAAUUACAGGGUUCAGAUAAUACCACAGUAAUUAAAAGCACAAUGUGAUAUUUUGGGAAACAUUUUUUAAAAAUGUCAAAUGUUUGAAUUUUUAAGUGUGUAAAUAUUUGCCCAACUUCCUGUGAAUCCUGUGAACAGUUCUUCAGUUUGAUAGACACCUCUGUUUUCUAAUUGAUUGUAUUUCUGUGUUUUGUUAGGACUGUCAUCUUUAUUUCAUUACUAAUUUUGUAAAUUUAUGACUCUACAGCCUUGGUAUUUGUAAGUCAGGUGUCCUGUUGGGAUAAUCCAUUCUGCUUCAGCCUAUUUGUGAACAUUACUUCCUUGGGACUGCGGUAGUGGGAAAUGAGUGGACCUGGGAUCAGAAGAGCUGAGUUCUUCCAUGGCUGCCAGUAGCUCCUUCACUCCACCUUUUUGAACAGCCAUUUUCUUACCCAUGAAGACAAGGAAUUGGACUUGAUGGUCUCUGAAUUCUCUCCCAGUUCUAAGUCUCACAUUGGUUCUCAAAUAUUUUAGUUUUUAAGAAAAAACAAAAGUUCCCCUCCAAAAAUGAACUUGUCAGCUCAAUUUAUUCUAUUUUACUUAGUGAUAAAGAUAAUCUUAUUGAUGAAGUCUUAUUAACAUAAUAACUAGGGCUUCCCUUGUGGCGCAGUGGUUGAGAGUCCGCCUGCCGAUGCAGGGGAUACGGGUUU
Molecule: messenger RNA, 3150 nt
Organism: Delphinapterus leucas (beluga whale)
Lineage: Eukaryota; Metazoa; Chordata; Mammalia; Artiodactyla; Monodontidae
Source: RefSeq, a predicted model, not a curated record